This is a messenger RNA of Purpureocillium takamizusanense, 1058 nucleotides long. Its product is annotated as Glutathione transferase. The transcript has a single exon. Lineage: Eukaryota; Fungi; Ascomycota; Sordariomycetes; Hypocreales; Ophiocordycipitaceae. Gene Ontology annotation, biological process: glutathione metabolic process; L-phenylalanine catabolic process. Bases 130 to 855 code for a protein of 241 amino acids. Gene Ontology annotation, molecular function: glutathione transferase activity; maleylacetoacetate isomerase activity. The record is from RefSeq and is a predicted model, not a curated record.
UAGUAUAUGAGAGACGACGGUGCUCGUUGACGGGUGGGAGGGUCUCUCUUGCAAAACCCCCCUUCGCUUCUCUUCUCAAAGCAGCUCUCUCUGUUCAAGUCCGAAAGACUCCAGUCAUCAGUCAACACCAUGUACGCCCUCUACAUCGGCAACAAGCGCUACUCGUCGUGGUCGAUGCGGCCCUGGGUCCUGCUCAGGGCACUCGACAUCCCCUUUGACGAGAAGCUGCACUUUUUCAAGCCCGGCCAGGCGCAGCCCGAGUUCAAGGCCUUUUCGCCGUCGGCCAAGGUGCCGUGCCUGCACGACACGGACACGAACACGAACAACCAGGACAACAACGGCAACGGCGUCGUCGUCUGGGACUCGCUCGCCAUCGCCGAGUACCUCGCCGAGCGCCACCCGGGCGUCUGGCCCUCGGACCGCGCGGCGCGGGCCUUUGCGCGCUGCGCCGCCGCCGAGAUGCACUCGUCCUUUGCCGCCGUGCGCGACGAGUGCAGCAUGAACGUGGCCCUACGCAUCGAGCUGCCGCGCCCCCUGAGCGAGCCGCUGCGCCGCGACCUGGCCCGCCUGGGCGCCCUCUUCGCCGAGGGCCUCGAGCGCUUCGGCGGGCCCUACCUCGCGGGCGCGGCCUUCACCGCCGCCGACGCCUUCUUCGCCCCCGUGGCGUCGCGCUGCCAGACGUACGGCAUCCGCUUCGACGACGAGCCCCGAGCGCAGGCCUACGUCGACGCGCUGCUCGCGCACCCGGCCGUGCGGGCGUGGAUCGAGCAGGGCAUCCGCGAGACGGAGAGGGAGCCGUACCACGAGGAGGACUGCGUGCGCGGGAGGAAGGUGCUCGAGGACCUGGCCAAGUAGUGGUUUCCGGCUUUUGCAGCGCAGAUUGGGAAUCAUGUGAACGGGCUGGGUACGUUAUCAGACGGGUGAUGGGUGAGGUAGGUGUAUACACUGCACACCGCACAGUACUUCGUAUAUAUAGGCAGGCAUCACGAAGAGUGGGAGCGUGGCGUUGGUGUUGUUGAUGCUUGCACGCAUAAUGAAACAGACCACUAAAACACGAC